ACAAUAUAUUAAAAACGGGAACCUUGAGCAAGCAAUGGCAGUUGCCAUUGACGUUUGACCCGAGUCCACAAUCUCAAUCUCCUCAUGGGGUCAACCGGCCAGUCCAGAUGCUUGUCCGCCAGCCUAUGCAUGCUGGCUUAGAGGCAGGGAUGCCUCUAACCUUGGGUUUGCUCUGCUUACAUUUGAUGUAUUAUGGAGGCCAGCUGCCUGCUUAUGAUGAAAAACUACCAUGUGUCAAAGGUUCAUUAACCCUAACCAACAGGCUACUUGCCAACACAUUUCAUAGUUAGUUAUUGAACCAUAAUUCAUUAUUGCAGGAAAGCUUCUAUCAAAAGAAUCCUGGUUUUUAACAGAAGGUCGAA
Trichoderma asperellum CBS 433.97 is the source of this 362-nucleotide messenger RNA. NCBI's taxonomy places the organism in Eukaryota, Fungi, Ascomycota, Sordariomycetes, Hypocreales, Hypocreaceae. The record is from RefSeq and is a predicted model, not a curated record.